Cyprinodon tularosa is the source of this 3249-nucleotide messenger RNA. RefSeq names its product NLR family CARD domain-containing protein 3-like. Lineage: Eukaryota; Metazoa; Chordata; Actinopteri; Cyprinodontiformes; Cyprinodontidae. The transcript has 8 exons. The record is from RefSeq and is a predicted model, not a curated record. The coding region runs from base 89 to 2761 and encodes 890 amino acids. Gene Ontology annotation, molecular function: protein binding.
UUUCUGCUUUACAGGACACUAACUGGACCUGAACCACUGGGAACUGACUGGUUCUGGUUUCUCUCUCAGACUGACUGAAGUCCAGAAGAUGGAAGAUUGGGAUCUAAAGGAGGACAGAGCAGAACCUCCAGGAUCCAGCUGUCCAUCUAUGAGGAGUGACUGGUCCAAACAUGGACCUCCAGACUUCAGUGCAGAACCUGGACCCUCAGUCAUAAAAGGUCAGAACCACAGACAGAGAGCAGAACCUCCAGGAUCCAGCUGUCCGUCUAUGAGGAGUGACUGGUCCAAACAUUGGAACCCUCCAGACUUCAGUGCAGAACCUGGACCCUCAGAAUCAGAACGGAGGAAGAGGAGCGAACCCCAGAUUGGAGAAAGAUCCAGAACCGGAGCUGGACCGCUGACAGCCAAUCAGAGCAGCUGUGCAGCAGAUGUUGAUGGUCGAUGUCAGCGUGACCUUAAAGAGUCUCUGAAGAAGAAGUUUGAAUGUGUCUCUGCUAAAGCUGGAGAGAAAACCUUUCUGGAUGAGAUCUACACAGAGCUCUACAUCACAGAGGGAAAGACUAGAGAGGUCAAUGAUGAACAUGAGGUCAGAAGGAUUGAAGCAGCAUCCUGGAAACAAAACAGAGCAGGAACAACAAUCAGACCAGAAGACAUCUUCAAUCCUCCUGGAGGAAGGGGUCGGAUCAGAACCGUGAUGACGAUGGGCGUGGCUGGCAUCGGAAAAACAGUCUUAACACAGAAGUUCACUCUGGACUGGGCUGAAGGCAGAACCAACCAGAACAUCCAGUUCAUAUUUCCAUUCACCUUCAGAGAGCUGAAUGUUCUGAAAACAGAGUUCAGCUUGGUGGGACUGAUUCAUAAACACUUUAAGCCAAUCAGAGAUGCAGGGAUCCACAGCUUUGAAGACUUCCAGGUUCUGUUCAUCUUAGAUGGUCUGGAUGAGAGUCGACUUUCUUUCCACCACAAUAAGAUCCUGACUGAUGUUACAGAGUCCACCUCAGUGGAUGUUCUGCUGACUAACCUCAUCAGGGGGAAACUGCUUCCCUCUGCUCUCCUCUGGAUAACCACACGACCUGCAGCAGCCAAUCAGAUCCCUCCUGAGUGUGUUGGCAUGGUGACAGAGGUCAGAGGGUUCACCGACCCACAGAAGGAGGAGUACUUCAGGAAGAGGUUCAGAGAUGAAGAGAAGGCCAGCAGGACCAUCUCCCACAUUAAAAAGUUAAAAAGUCUCUUCAUUAUGUGUCACAUUCCCGUCUUCUGCUGGAUCACUGCUGAUGUUCUGGAGGGUUUGUUGGAGACCAGAGAUGGAGGAAAGCUGCCAAAGACCCUGACUGGGAUGUACAUCAGCUUCCUGCAGCUUCAGAUCGAACGUAAAAUAAUCAAGUAUGAUGGAGGACAGAAGACAGAGUCCCAAUGGACUCCAGAGAACAUCAAGAUGGUUCAGUCUCUGGGAAAACUGGCCUUUGAGCAGCUGCUGGAAGGAAACCUGAUCUUCUAUAAACCAGACCUGGAAAAGUGUGGCAUCAACAUCAAAGAUGCUUCAUGGUUCUCAGGAGUGUUUACUGAGAUCUUUAAAGAGGAGAGAGGGAUGGACGACACCUCCGUCUACUGCUUUGUUCAUCUGAGCUUCCAGGAGUUUCUGGCUGCAGUCUACAUGCUCCACUGCUUCACCAGCAGGAACACAGAGGUGGUGGAGAACUUCCUGGGAGAAAAAUACAGAGAAACAUCUCUGGAGGACUUCAUGAAGAAAGCCAUGGAGAAAUCCCUCAGGAGUCCAAAUGGCCACCUGGACCUGUUUGCUCGCUUCCUUCAUGGCCUCUCUGUGGAGUCCAACCAGAGCCUCUUAGGAGGCCUGCUGGGUCAGAUGGAGAACAGUCCAGAAACCAUCCAGAGAGUCAUCAACAAUCUGAAGCAGAUGAACACUGAUGAUAGAAUCUCUCCUGAUAGAAGCAUCAACAUCUUCCACUGUCGUCAGGAGAUGAAGGACCUCUCAGUUUAUCAGGAGAUCCAACAGCUCCUGAAAUCAGGGAAGAAGCUCUCAGAGACCCAGUGCUCAGCUCUGGCCUACAUGCUGCAAAUGUCCGAUGAGGUUUUGGAUGAGUUAGACUUGAAGAAGUACAACACAUCAUCUGGAGGACGACAGAGACUGGUUCCAGCUGUGAGGAACUGCAGAAAGGCUCGACUUGGUGGCUCUUCUCUCUCUGAGGCUGAAUAUGAAGUUGUGGCCUCAGCUCUGAAGUCCAACCUUCAUCUGACUGAAGUGGAAAUAGAGGAGAUCAGUGGAGAUUAUUCCUUUGGAGACUCUGGAAUGAAGCAUCUGUGUGAGAUACUGGAGAGUUCAAUCUGCAAAGUAAAGAAACUGCUAUUGAUUCAAUGCAGUCUCUCAGAGAUCAGCUGGGCUUCUCUGGGCUCAGCUCUGAAGUCUAAUCCAUCCCAUCUGACAGAACUGGACCUGAGUGGAACCAACCUGGACCCUGGAAUGAAGGAGCUCAGUGGGUUUCUCCAGUCUCCCCUCUGCAAACUACAGACAUUGAGACUUGGUGGCUGUUCUCUCUCUGAGGCUGAAUGUGAAGUUGUGGCCUCAGCUCUGAAGUCCAAACUUCAUCUGACUGAAGUGGAAAUAGAGACGAUCUAUGGAGAUAAAUCCUUUGGAGACUCUGGAAUGAAGCAUCUGUGUGAGAUACUGGAGAGUUCAAUCUGCAAAGUGAAGAAACUGCAAUGUUCAAACUUUCAAAUGUUUUGGACUGAUGGACAAAAAUGAGGAAAAUCAGUCAAAUGAUGUUAAGUAAUGAUGGAGAUGUUUCAGUUUGAUUUGGGAAAGAUUCAGAUGAUGAGACAAGAUAAGAUGGCUUUAUUUCUCAUUUCUGAUUCACAUCUUUCCAUCCAGAAUGACAUUUGGUUCCUCUAGAGUAGAACCAGAACCACAAACAUUUUAGAAUAACUAGAAUAAAAUAAGAUGAUCUAAAAACUAAUGUUUAGGAAGAAAAGACAAAGACAUGAAAUCUUUGUCCUGAAGCUGCUGUUCUGUUGGACCGGGUCAGAGAGAACCCGUCCUCUUCAAUCUGUCAGCUGUCAGAGUCGCUUGGAGACACAAAUACUUAGUUACUGAACUUAAGCAGCUUUUUAUUUCUGACUUAUUUACUUCUUAUUUACUUCAGUAUUUAUUUUUCAGAAUCCUUUUUCCUUUUCCUUCCUACAUUUGAAGCCAAAUAUCUGGACUUUCUACUCCUUCCUUUCUCCAAACUGGCU